Molecule: messenger RNA, 3290 nt
Organism: Galleria mellonella (greater wax moth)
Lineage: Eukaryota; Metazoa; Arthropoda; Insecta; Lepidoptera; Pyralidae
Gene: Klp61F
Product: kinesin-like protein Klp61F
Exons: 18
Biological process (GO): microtubule-based movement; mitotic spindle assembly
Cellular component (GO): spindle microtubule; nucleus
Molecular function (GO): microtubule binding; ATP binding; plus-end-directed microtubule motor activity
Source: RefSeq, a predicted model, not a curated record
UUUUUAUUAUAUUGUUUAUGUGUAUCGUGUUAAGAUGACGACUGAAAAAGUUUGUAGAAAGGACAAAAAUCAAAACAUACAAGUCUUCGUUCGACUACGGCCACUAAAUCAGCGGGAGCGUGACAUCAAGUCCUUGGGGGUGGUGGAAGUAGUAAACAGCCGUGAGGUGGUGGUAAAGCAGUCACAGCAGACUUCACUCACUAAGAAGUUCACCUUUGACCGUGCAUUUGGACCACAUGCUAAACAGGUGGAAGUAUACCAGGAUGUGGUGAGUCCGCUGAUAGAAGAGGUCCUUGCGGGCUACAAUUGUACCGUGUUUGCCUAUGGGCAGACCGGCACGGGCAAGACCCACACCAUGGUUGGGGAGAGCACCGGUGAUGAGACCACUUGGCAGAGUGACCCUCUGGCCGGCAUCAUACCGCGAGCACUGAGCCAGCUGUUCGACGAGCUGCGCAUCUCCAACACGGAGUACACUGUCCGCGUAUCCUACCUCGAACUCUACAACGAGGAGUUGUUUGAUCUGCUCUCCUCAUCCGAAGACAACUCCAAGCUGAGGAUCUACGAGGACGUCACCAGAAAAGGAUCCAAUAUUGUUAAUGGCUUAGAAGAGAUCACGGUAUACAACAAGAAUGAAGUGUACAAGAUAAUGGCUCAGGGGCAGGAGAGGAAAAAAGUGGCAUCCACACUAAUGAAUGCUCAGUCAAGUCGCUCGCACACAGUCUUCACGAUCGUAAUUCACAUGAAAGAGAACAGUCCCGAGGGCGAGGAGCUGGUGAAGAUCGGCAAGCUGAACCUAGUGGACCUGGCCGGCUCGGAGAAUAUCAGUAAGGCGGGCUCGGAUAACCCCGCCAAGAGGGAGAGGGCUAGAGAGUGCGUCAACAUCAACCAGUCCCUUCUCACCCUUGGCAGAGUCAUCACCGCACUUGUGGAGCGACAUCCGCACAUACCUUACAGAGAAUCCAAACUGACGCGCAUUCUCCAAGAGUCGCUCGGCGGUCGCACUAAAACAUCGAUAAUAGCCACCAUUUCCCCCGGACACAAGGACUUGGAAGAGACUAUGAGUACUCUGGAGUAUGCGCACCGCGCCAAGAACAUCCAGAACAAGCCAGAGGUGAACCAGAAGAUGACCAAGAAGGCCAUCUUGAAGGAGUACGCCGAGGAGAUUGACAGACUGAAGAGAGAUCUUCAAGCAGCCAGGGAUAAGAGUGGUGUUUAUCUAGCAAACGAGACAUUCGCCGAGAUGACAUUAAAACAAGAGGAGCAAAAGAAGGAGAUACAGGAGUUGCUGCUCAAGAAGAAAGCGAUGGAGGACGAGCGCGACCGCAUGGUGGCCGUGUUCGCGGACUUGAGCCAGCAGCUGGAGCAGCGGGACAGCGAGCUAAACGAUACCAGGAGCAAGCUGGACACCACCCGGCUCCAGCUGGUCAAUACCAGCAAUAUGCUGGAGUGGACGCGGCAGCAGGUGGCCGAGCAGCAGCAGCUGGUGGCGGCGCACAGCAGCACCGAGCAGGUGCUGGGCGGGCAGGCGCGCGCGCUGCUGGGCGCCGCCGAGGCGGCCGCCGCGCACGCCGCCGCGCUGCGGGCCGCCGUCGCGCGCCGCGCCGCCCGCGACGCCGCCAACGCGGCCGCCGCGCGCUCGCUGCGACACCACGCAACCUCCGCCCGCCGCCGCCUCGCCCACCGCGCCGCCUGCGCCGCCGACAAACUGCGGCAGGCGCACCGGCGGCUGCACCGCACCGGAGAAACUUUCACUACAAACACAACGCAAACACAAGAAGCAAAUAAACAGAAAAUGGAAGAAUUAGCGCAAAGGAUAACAGACAUAAUGACAGAGAUCAAAGUAGCGGCAUCGCAGGCGCAAUCGGAGUUGUCUCAAAACGUGAGCUCACAGACUACAUCGACGCAGGCAGCGCUGCAGCGCCACAGCAAAGCGCUGCAACGUGCACUGGAAGCGCUGGUGACGGCCGUCGCGAGCGGCCACCAGCGCGUCGCCGACCUCGGCCUCACCACUAGCGUCGCUAACUUCGUGCGACAGUGGGAAGAGGGGGCUUCUGCCCGCGUGCGGUCGCUGCAGGCUGCGCACGCGGCGUACUGCGGCCGCGCCGCCGCCGCAGACAGCCGCUGCUCGGCCGCCACCACCACCGUCCGCGACCAGCGCCGCCAGCGGACUGCCGCGCGUGUCGCCCGCGUCAAGGACACCAUAGCCAAAAUCGAAGAAGAGAAAACGUUAAUGGAGGACAGACUUUCGAAAAGGCUCAACGAUUGGGUGGAAACAGAAACUAGAUUGUUAGAAGAACGACUAGCGCGCCACGCGGCCGCCGAAAGACAAGCAUUAGACGACAGACUAAAGAAGAAGAUGGAAGAGGUAGAGGAAGAACGGAAACUUCUAGAAGAGAGGAUAACGGAGCAUAUACAACAGCAGAAGUUACAGUUAGAGGCUGAUGAAGAAGAGAUGAAGCAGAUUGAUGCAGAUUUAGAGAUGAGUGAAGAAGUGAAAGAAGAACGUGUAAAGAAUAUGAAUAAAUAUGGAAAGGAAUUUGAGGAAGGAACAAGCUCCGUCAGCGUAGAGAUGGAGGUGUUCAGCAAAAAUGUGGUGGAAGUCGUGGACCACAUCAACAAUGAGCUGAUGCAAGUGUUACACCAAGCCAAAGAACUUAUUGAGCGCGAGGCGAAUACCACAAUGGAGGCCGAGCGCGCGACUUCGCGACAACUCGAGGACGACAUCGGCUCAGUGCUCGCCGGCGUGCAGCACAGCACGGGACUACUGCUGCACACUGUUAUUGACAAGGUCGAGGCUAACAGCACGUCGACAACACAAGAGCUAUCAGCUCUCGCCACCACGACUGGUGAAUUGAUAACACUGUCGAAAGAGAACAUGGAUGCUCAGUCGUCACUUGUGACGGAAGCGCAGACGGCCAUGACAGAGUUCGAGUCUGAAUUGACGGAGGCGGUCGAAAGGCAUGAUAAAUUAGAGGAGAAAUACCUCUCGCAAGAGUUCAAGCCUUAUUCUCCCACUGGCACGACUCCGCUGCGCGGCGAGUACUCGUUCCCGCGGUCGCUGGCCGCCACCUCGCCGCACCACCGCAUCCUCGCACGCUUCCGCGCCAUGCGCACUGCCUCCACUCAGGAUGAUGAUUGCAUGGUGGUGGAAAGUGAGGAGAUGCGGCCCAGCGACUCGGAGAGCUCGCUGUCGUCCGCCUCCGAGGACUCGGUCGCCUUCGCCGCGCCCUCACCGCCCGACGAUCACAAGCCCAUCGUCAAGUGCACCUCCGAGACUGACAUAUACGUUA